AUUUUACAGGACAGGAACUAGGAAAUUUUUGUGGCCAUACAGAUGAAGUACUGGAUGCAGCCUUUGACAUGAUAAGUCAUCAUGUGGUUACUGGCUGUGCUGAUGGAAUAGCUCGUAUUUUUGAUGUUAUGAAACAAGAGUGUUUGACAGAGCUUAGUGGACAUGAAGGAGAAAUAUCAAAAGUUCUGUUUAAUCCUCAAGGUAAUAAAGUCUUAACAGCAAGCACAGACAAAUCAGCCAGAAUAUGGGACCCCUUUUCUGGGUGUUGUCUACAAAUUCUACAUGGACACAAAGAUGAGAUAUUUAGCUGUGCUUUUAAUUAUCAUGGGGACACUAUCAUCACUGGAAGUAAGGAUAAUACUUGUCGCAUUUGGAGAUGAUACAAGUUUCAUUUGUUUCACAAAUACCUGUGGUAAUUCAUAAACAUCAAUCUAUAAAAAACUGGAUAAUGGCUGAAGUGCAUCAGUUGUCAUCAGAAUCUUCCAUAAAAUGGUCACACUUUCAUAUACUUUUGUGAUAAAAAUGAAAUGUUUAUUAUCUUGCAUCUCCUUUUUUUUACCAUUAUCAUUCAAAUAAAGUUUUCAAAUGGUCCAUUUUUAUCUGGUAUAAAUGUAAAUUUAUUUCCAAUAUAUUGACAUUCUGGUAAUACAGCUUGUGUGAGGGUAACUUCCUAAGUCUACAAGUCUCUUACAAAAUUUACCAGGACAGAAGUUUGUUCUGCUGUCUCUUGUGACCUUAAGUGAAAACAACAGUUGCUGCCUGAACCAGAAGCUCUUGUCUAGUACAAAACUACUGUCAAUUUGUAAUAAUAAACAAUAUCAAUACUUCAGUUUCUGUUGUUGCUAAUUUCAGCAACUUUACACUUUCUCUAAGAUCUAAAAACUAUGUCACAGCAUGGUUCUUUCUCCAUUUCUAAGAUCCUGAAGAACAAAAACCUUCAAUCUUGAUAGUCCUCUAAAACAAAUGACUUAUUUCCUCUUGUCUAUCAACAAUGUUUUUGUAACAAUUUCUAAAAUAUGUGAAAGUAGCAAGAUCCAGCACAGGAAAUAUUAAUUUUAACCAUUCAUCUAACACUGUAUGUAACAUACUCAAUUCUAACCAAACCACCUUAUCUAAUGUUAAUACAUCCAAACAUUUCCUUAAUAUGAUAUGUUAAGGAUUUUUUUAUAACACAGGCAGAUGUUAAAGGAUAGUUUCUAAUUCCUUAUUUCUUUCUAUCAAUUAAAUAUAUAUAUAUAUAUUAGAAAAAAUGCAGUUUUUCUGAAAAACGUUUUUAUAAAAUGAAAUUAAGAAUACAUUUCUUAAAAAAACAUAGAAGGAUUUGAUUUUACAAAAUAAAUAGAUACUUAGAAAAUCUUCAAAUGUAUUAAUUAUAGUCAACAAUAUAAAAAUAUUUAAUGACAAUGUGAUUUCACUAAUUACCUGUAUUUAGUAUUUCAGUUUAUUUACUGCACACAUGUACAGGAAAAGAAGUAUACCAUUUUAAGGAGUAUCAGUAAAAUAAAUUAAAUUUAUUAGCCAUGGCUAUAGAGUAAUUAAUUCUUUUCUUCAUGUCUAGAUGUUGCAGCUUACACUUGGCUUUAAAUACAGGUACUACAAUCAACAACCUUGUACUGG
Messenger RNA from Limulus polyphemus (Atlantic horseshoe crab), 1617 nucleotides. RefSeq names its product dynein assembly factor with WDR repeat domains 1-like. The record is from RefSeq and is a predicted model, not a curated record. Gene Ontology annotation, biological process: mRNA splicing, via spliceosome. Bases 69 to 380 code for a protein of 103 amino acids. The transcript has 4 exons. Gene Ontology annotation, molecular function: protein binding; U4 snRNA binding; U6 snRNA binding. NCBI's taxonomy places the organism in Eukaryota, Metazoa, Arthropoda, Merostomata, Xiphosura, Limulidae. Gene Ontology annotation, cellular component: U4/U6 x U5 tri-snRNP complex.